AUGGCACCACAAGAAAGAACUGCAUACGUCUCCGAAGAUGAUACGCAAAACACAUCAAAUAAUUUAUCUAACAUAGAUUUAAGUGGAGGCUUCGUCAACAAGGCGUACGAGAAUGACAGUACAGAUGUUGCCACACCGACAAAUUUACCCCCAAACGAGGGAGAAAAAAAGAAGAAUACGGAUUUCGAUGAUCUUUUGCCAUAUGUUGGGGAAUUCGGAUUGUAUCAGAAGAUACUGUUUCUACUCAUGAUACCGUUUGCGUUUUUCGUCGCAUUUGUAUAUUUUUCGCAAAUUUUUAUGACUAUUGCGCCUGAAGAACAUUGGUGCUGGGUGCCUGAGCUUGCAAAUUUGACUGUUGAGGAGAGGCGAGCUCUAGCCAUCCCACCAUCAGCUGGCCCCUUCUCCCACGAUCGUUGUAACAUGUACUCAGCGGACUUCAGGCAGGCGUUGGCUGAUGGUAGAACGACUCCUGAUGAUGAAUGGCAGAUCGUACCUUGCAAAUAUGGGUGGGAGUACAACAAGUCCGAUGUUCCUUAUGAUACAAUUGCUUCUGAGCUGGAUUGGGUGUGCGACAAGGACAACCUAGGCGCUACAGCUCAAGCUAUCUUCUUCUGCGGCGCUAUAGUAGGCGGUCUAGUAUUCGGAUGGAUAGCUGAUAAAUAUGGACGAAUUCCAGCUUUAGUUGGUACCAACCUCCUCGGUUUCAUAGCAGGAAUUGGAACUUCGUUCUGCAAUAGUUUCCUCACAUUCGCACUCUGCAGGUUCUUCGUGGGACUUGCCUUUGACAACUGUUUUACUAUGAUGUAUAUCCUGGUGUUGGAGUACGUUGGACCCAAAUGGCGAACAUUUGUUGCAAACAUGUCCAUCGCUCUGUUCUUCACCCUGGCUGCGUCACUUCUACCCUGGAUCGCGUUAUGGGCUGAUGAUUGGCGAAUGUUUGCUAUGGGCACCAGUUUGCCAUUCGCAUUGGCCAUAUUGACACCUUGGUUGGUUCCUGAGAGCGCUAGAUGGCUGGUCUCCCAAGGCAAAAUAGACAAAGCUCUGACGAUCAUGAAGAAGUUCGAAAGAAUCAACAAGACUAAAAUACCUGAAAAAGUACUCAGCGAUUUUACAGAAUCCUCCCUAAAAACCAUAAAAGAAUCAGAAGCUGAAUGCAGAACUUACUCCGUAUUGGACCUGUUUAAGACUCCUCGGUUGAGGCGCAAUGCGAUACUCCUCAUUGUAAUCUGGAUGGCCAUAUCCUUGGUCUUUGAUGGCCAUGUUAGGAACGUUGGGUCCUUGGGUCUGGACAUCUUCCUGACGUUUACUAUCGCGUCAGCUACUGAGCUGCCUGCUGAUACGUUUUUAACAGCUGUUUUGGACAGGUGGGGUAGAAGAUGGUUAGCGUGUGGUUCCAUGGUGAUCAGUGGUAUCUUCAGUUUAUUAGCUACAGCUGUACCAGUUGGUGGACCAUCAGCAUCCCUAGCUAUCCUCGGCCGUUUCGCCGUGAACAUCUCUUAUAACAUUGGUCUACAGUACGCUGCUGAACUGUUGCCCACUGUAGUGAGAGCCCAGGGUGUAGCGCUUAUCCACAUCAUGGGCUAUGUAGCUUCUAUUGUGGCUCCGUUUGUGGUGUACUUGGCCAACAUCUCUCAAGAUCUCCCUCUCCUAAUUCUUGGCGUGCUGGGUAUAGCUGGUGGUCUACUCUGUCUCUUCCUGCCAGAGACUAUGGACACUGAGAUGCCUCAAACUCUGCUUGAUGGAGAGAACUUUGGAAAGGAUCAGAGGUUCUGGGACAAUCCUUGUUUCCCCAGGAAAAAGCCCGAACAACCAGAGAGCGAGGAACAUACCGCCAGGUAUACCAAACGAGCUUCAGUUUCCACCGCCGAACCUCAAGAGUUCAUCAGAGCAGUUCCCAGUGCCAUCGGCUCCAGAGCCUCGAUUAGGGCUUCGAUCAGAGCAAGUACCAGGGCAUCAGCUCGAAGAAGAGAUGUCAAUACGGAUAGAAACGUCGUCUGA
Molecule: messenger RNA, 1998 nt
Organism: Spodoptera littoralis (African cotton leafworm)
Lineage: Eukaryota; Metazoa; Arthropoda; Insecta; Lepidoptera; Noctuidae
Source: the annotation of a GenBank genome assembly